AUGUCCUCACCCACUUCCAGCCCAACAUCAACCUGCUCUUCGCCAUCCAAUCUCCCAUCGACUUCUGCAAGCACCCAGCCAAGCCCAGUCGGAGAAAAGGGAAAAUACGUCCCCCCUCAACUGAGAAAAGACUGGAGCCCCAACAAAUAUGGUGAUGAUGGCAAAUACAUGGAUCCUAAACCCAAGGAUAUCGACUUGAAACUUGCCAGAGUCGAUUACGGUCCCGGAUGGCACCGUGAACGUGCUGCUUAUACACCCGUCCCAUACCCACAAAAUCAGAAUCAAAAUCAAUAUCUACGGGUUCCACACGGCGGAGAUGCGAGAUAUGGAGUUUUAAGAGACCUGGAGAUACCCUUCUACGCGCCCUUGGAACACCCGGAUGCCAACGAGUAUGGCUUGGCUGAGAAACCACCAAUGUAUACACCUCUUGGUUACCUUGAUCCCAAGCAGGCUGGAAAUGGAAAUGGCAUGUUUGGGGCAAGAGAAGUUCUUUAUAAUCUCUCGCCAAUUACAAGUGAGGGAGACAAGUGUGAAUAUGGUGGUGAUUUCACCUGUUUUGCAAGCACUGGAAAAGAAAAUUCGAGGAUGCUUAAGUUUGGUAAUGUUGAGACUUGCCCCCCUGGCUACGAAAAUGGAGCGAGGGGUCCUGGUGGUGAUUUUGGAUAUGUUGGAAAGGAACUCAAGGAGGGAAUCCUUGCAGUUGAUGUUGGUUUCAUGGAUUGCCACCCAACGAAGCGUUGA
Messenger RNA from Hymenoscyphus albidus, 741 nucleotides. The record is from the annotation of a GenBank genome assembly. NCBI's taxonomy places the organism in Eukaryota, Fungi, Ascomycota, Leotiomycetes, Helotiales, Helotiaceae.